Messenger RNA from Ipomoea nil (Japanese morning glory), 1664 nucleotides. RefSeq lists its product as uncharacterized. NCBI's taxonomy places the organism in Eukaryota, Viridiplantae, Streptophyta, Magnoliopsida, Solanales, Convolvulaceae. The transcript has 9 exons. Gene Ontology annotation, molecular function: protein binding. The record is from RefSeq and is a predicted model, not a curated record. Bases 10 to 1371 code for a protein of 453 amino acids.
UUCUGGACAAUGGCGCAAACUCAUAGGAGCCGCGAGCACGAGUCCAUGGUUGAUCACUACCAUAACGUGUCUGGUUUUGAUGACAGUCCAUUUCAAGGCAGCACGGUCGAAUCUCGGUGGCCUGUUGUUGAGGACUCUGGAGAUUCUGACUUUGAGGAUGAUUUUGAAACGAGUAAUCCGGUGACCGAUACAUCAGCUCUUGAAGCCAGACAUGGCAAGGAUAUCCAAGGUAUUCCGUGGGAACGUUUCAAUUUUACCAGAGAGAAUUACCGUGAAACGAGGUUGAAACAAUACAAAAACUAUGAAAGCCUCUCGCGCUCUCGAGAGGAGCUUAAAAAGGACUACAAGGAAGUGGUGAAAGGGCACAGCUUCUUUGACUUCCAGUUCAACACAAGGCUUGUCAAACCAACAAUUGUGCACUUUCAGCUAAGGAACCUCUUGUUGUCAACAUCAAAACAUGAUGUUUAUUUGGUGCAAGACUACUCUUUCAUGCACUGGUCUUCUCUUCUCAGAAGAGGAAAGGAAGUGGUUAAUAUGGCUGGAUCACUUGAGCCAACAAUGAAAUACCCUGGAUCUGUGGGCCAGACACCCUCAAGAGUGCAGCUGUGCUCCAUGACCAUUAAAGACAAUCUAAUGGUGGCAGGUGGUUUUCAAGGAGAGCUCAUCUGCAAGCACCUAAACAAACCUGGCGUUUCCUUUUGCACUAAACUUACAACGGGGGAGAACGCUAUAACUAACACGGUGGACAUUUGCCAUGCACCAAAUGGCUCGGUGAAGGUUAUGGCUGCGAAUAAUGAUGCUCAAGUUAGAGUAUUUGAUGCCAACAACUUCGCCCGUCUUAAUUGUUUCACAUUCCCUUGGUCUGUGAAUAAUAUCUCUGCCAGCCCAGACGGUAAAAUGCUUACUGUAGUUGGAGACGAUCCCGAUUGUCUACUUGCUGAUGCUGAAUCAGGAAAGGUAAUUGCCAACCUUAAAGGUCACCUAGACUAUUCAUUUGCUUCGGCCUGGCACCCAAAUGGUCAAAUUUUUGCCACCGGGAACCAAGACACCACUUGCAGAUUAUGGGACGUCAGGAACCUGUCACGAUCUUUGGCCAUUCUCAAUGGAAGAAUGGGCGCAAUACGUGCAAUCCAAUUCAGUCCAGACGGCCGGUUCUUGGGCAUGGCUGAACCAGCCGAUUUCGUGCACAUAUUCGACACCCAGUCCGACUAUGUCACCUGCCAGGAGAUCGACUUAUUCGGUGAAAUCGCCGGGAUCUCCUUCAGCCCCGACACUGAAGCUCUGUUCAUCGGAAUUUCAGACAGAACAUACGGGAGCUUAAUAGAGUUCAAACGCAGAAACUAUAAUAAUACCUAUCUAGACUUCCUCUAAUGCCGUGGUCCUUUCAACAUGUUAUCAACGUUGCCAUUUUUUUCAAAUCCCCUAGUCUUUCACGCAACCAAUCUCUCAUCAGUGUACGCCACAAAACCAAAGAAAAACUUGCCCAAUCUUAAUUAGAGGCAAGAAAAUUGAAAAGGAUGUGGCCCUUUGUGGGGCAAGGGAGCACAUCACUUGCAAGUGGCUCCAACUGUUAUUGAAAGGCCACCAACCAUAUCUGGACACAUACUUUACGCACACUCCAAAAGUUGCCUACUUUAAAUCUAUUUCUGUAUGGGUCACGUACA